UCCAAGGUGUCGCCCCCUUCCUUGUGUCUCUCUUCCUCCGCCACGCUCACGGCACCAGCAUGGCCAUCUCCUCACGCCUGGCCCUGUGGGAACAGAAGGAAAGUGGCAGCCAUCUCCAUAUCCGGGAGGAGGACCGCAGCCCCCCGCCCUCCUCUCCGCCCCCGCUCUUCUCCGUCAUUCCGGGAGGCUUCAUCAAGCAGCUGGUGCGGGAAACAGAAAAGGAGUCCAAAGAAGCGAAACUGAAAGAGAAGAUUACGCUAAACUCUAAGGAUGAUCCUCCGGGGAAGCAGGUCGAAGGAACCGUCCAGCAGUUUGUGACCAAAGACGCCCACAUCAUGCCAGUGGGGAAGGACGUAGCCGGCCAGGGGGAGCUGCCACAGGGGAGGCUGAAUGGCGAGAAGCCAACGGGGGGAGGCAGGGCCGAGAUCCAGGAGAGGAAGCCCUUGCCUUUCAAGACAGCCCCUCCCAGGAGCAAUGCCAAGCAGCCUACACCACCUGCGGCUGGACUGGUACCAGCUGCCCCCAAAGAAGGGCAGCAAACACACUCCGAUGUCUCCCCGGCCCCUCAAGUUCCUGCUCCACGGCCAAAUAAAAACAGCGGCUCAGGAGAUGCCAAAACGGCCCCAACUCUGUCACGCAAUGACACCGCCGAGGCAGUAAAGAAAGGGAGUUUGCCCUGGAGCAAAUGCUUGGAACCCCCCAAGAAAGAGAACGGGACACAAAAGGCCAAGGAGGAGCCCCACACCAGGCUGGGCAGCAAGGAGAAGGCGGCAGAAAAGGGGAAAGAGUCAGAAAGCUCCCGAGGGAAACCGGCUGGAGGGAAGCUGGGAGAAACCAAAGAGAAACCGGGAAAGUGUGGAAAGCAGUCCGAAGUCAAGCGAGAGCUGGUGGCAGCAGUGAAAGACUCUACAGAAGCAAAGGAGAAGCAGGGAGGAGAUGGGAAAGGGCCAGGAGAACUCCAGGAGAAGCCAGCUCAAGCCGGAGAAAGAAAGAAGCCAGAGCCAGCCCGGGGAGAAACAGCAGGAGGACCAGAAGGGGAAAGCAAGGAGAAAUUGGAUAGAACCAAGGAGGUGACAGGAGGAGUACUUGGGGAAGGCAUCACUUGUGACCAGGGGCCGGAGGACGUGUGGUAUGAAGCAGAGAAAGUUUGGCUGGUCCAGAAGGACGGAUUCACUCUUGCUACAGAACUCAAGCCAGAUGUUGGGACUCCAGAGCUCCCUCAUGGGAGAGUCCGGGUUCGAGUGGAAGCAGAUGGCUCUGUCAUGGAGGUGGAUGAAGGAAACGUCCACAAAACCAAUCCUUCCAGGUUUGACUACGCUGAAGACCUGGCCUCCCUGAUCUCUCUGAACGAGUCGAGUGUCCUCCAUACGGUCCAGCACCGGUACCAGUCGCAGCUGCUCUACACCUACGCCGGGGCCAACUUGAUAGCCGUCCAGCCCUCUUCCUCCACGACCAACUCCCCAAAGAAGGCGUUUCAAGGCAAGCGGGACGGGAUGCCCCCGCACAUCUUUUCCGUGGCCCAGAGAGCCUACUGGAGCAUGCUGAUGCAGCGGCAGGACCAGACCAUCAUGCCUCUGGGCAGGAGCGGGGCCGGCAAGACAACGUGCUGCCUGCAGGCCCUGGAGUACCUGGUGGCCUCCGCAGGCAGCCUGGACGACCGAGUCACGGUGGAGAAGAUCCAGGCCAUGUUCAUGGUGCUCAAAGCCUUUGGAACGGUCUCCAGCAGCCACAGCACAGCCGCCACCCACUUCUCCAUGGUCGUGGCCCUGGACUUCAGCGCCACGGGCCGGAUAACGGCUGCUCAUCUGCAGACGAUGCUGCUGGAGAGGAUCCGGGUGGCGCAGCAGCCGGAGGGAGAGAGCAACUUCAGCGUCUUCUCUCAAAUGCUGGCAGGGCUGGAUUUGGAUCAGAGGACAGCCCUGCAUCUACAUCACAUGGUGGAGAGCAACGCUUUUGGCAUUCACCCGUGCUUGAAGGGUGAAGAGAAACAGAAGGCAUCGGCUGCGUUUUCUCAGCUCCAAGCUGCCAUGGAGACCCUGGGAAUCAUGGCGGAGGAGCAGAAAGCCAUUUGGCGAGUCUUGGCUGCCAUUUACCACCUAGGCGUUGCGGGAGCCUGCAAAGUUGGCAGGAAGCAGUUCAUGAGGUUCGAGUGGGCCAACAACGCAGCAGAAGUGCUGGGGUGUGAGUUCGAGGAGCUCACGACCUCCGUGUUCAAGCACCACCUCAAGCGGAUUAUUGAGCAAGUCACCUCUGGAUCUAGGGGAUCGCUUGGCCACGAUGAUCAGCCUGAGGGUCCCAAGAUGACCGGUGUGGAGUGCGUUGAGGGGAUGGCUGCCGGACUCUACGAGGAGCUGUUUGCCGCUCUUGUGUCUCUGAUCAACAGGUCCUUCUCCUCGAACCAUCUCUCCAUGGCCUCCAUCAUGGUGGUGGACACGCCCGGCUUCUGCAGCCCACGGCACCAGAGGAAGGAGAGGGCAGCGACCUUUGAAGAGCUCUGCCGCAACUACGCUCAAGACCGCCUGCAGAUGCUCUUCUACGAGAGAACCUUCGUGGCCACGCUGGAGCGCUAUCGGCAGGAAAAUAUCGAGAUGGCUUUUGAGCUGCCUGAUCUUUCUCCUGCAAGUACGGUGGCUGUUAUGGAUAAAAACUCAUCCAAGGUUCACGUCUCAGCUGGGGGCCAGGCAGAGGAGCCCAAGGGCCUGUUCUGGAUUCUGGACGAGGAGGCCUUGAUCCACGGCUCAAGCGACGGUGCUGCACUCGAUCGCCUCUGCUCGUACUUCGUGAAGGAAGGGAUAUGCAAGGAAGAGCAGGGAUUCCUCCGCAAGUGUGAGCAGCCGCUGCAGUUUGAGAUCUCCCAUCAGCUUGGCCAAGACCCCGUCCGCUACGAUGCCACCGGCUGGGUGGCCAAGGCCAAGUGGAACCUCUCUGCAGAGAACGCCAUCCAGCUUCUGCAGCAGUCCAAAAUAGAUGCUCUGAAGAAGCUGUUCCUGCAGCGGUCCAGGAUGCCUUUGGUGUGCCGGUCAGUGGCCGGCUUGGACGGGAGCUCCCAGCAGACUCUGCAGCGGGUCGGCAGCGUGAGAAAGACCUUCACGAGCAGCUUUGCGGCUGUGAAGAAGAAAUCUGUGUGUGCGCAGAUCAAGCUUCAGGUGGAUGCUCUUGCUAACCUCGUGAAGCGAUCUCAGAUCCAUUUUGUCCAUUGCCUGAUCCCAAGAACGGAUGUGGAGGGGGUGAAAGAGAAGACGCUACAGCCCUCUGGGAAGCCCGGGGGGAGCGGGUGGGAUGUCCCAGCUCUGCGAGUCCAGCUUUCUGGGGGACAGAUCCUGGAUGCCUUGAGGCUCUUCAGAGCAGGGUACGCAGAUCGGAUGGCCCUGACUCAGUUCCGGCGCCGCUUCCAGAUCCUCGCGCAGCCAGUGAUGAAAAAAUACACCUCUGCCUAUGAGACGACAGACGAGGAGAAGGCUCUGGAGGAACUCUUCCAGGCUCUUGACUUGGAGAAGAAAAGCAUUGCCGUGGGUCACACACAGGUCUUCCUGAAGGCCGGGCUGCUUGCCAGGCUGGAGAAGCAGCGGGAAAAGCUGGUGUCGCCCAACCUGACUCUCCUCCAAGCCGCCUGCAAGGGCUUCCUCUCACGGCAGCAAUUCAAGAAGCUGAAGCUCCAGCGUCUGGCCAUUCGCUGCAUCCAGAAGAACGUGGCCGUGUUCCAAGCAGUGAAGGCCUGGCCCUGGUGGGAGCUGGUGUGCCGCGUUCGCCCGCUGCUGAGUGCCAGCCUGCAGGAAGGCCAGCUCCGAGCCAAGGAGGAAGAGCUUGCCCAGCUCAGGAGGAAGCUGCAAGCCUUGGAUCUUUCACGCCAGGAGUUUCGGCAGAACACAGAAGUCCUGGAGACAAAGAUUGUGGACCUCACCACGGAGCUCGCAGAUGAGCGCUUGAAAGGGGACGUGGCCUGCCAGGCGCUGGAGGCGGAGCGUGCGGAGAGGCUGCGAGGGGCACGGGAGAUCAGAGAGCUGCAGAGCAAAUAUGACCAGCUGCAGAAGAAACUGGAGUCUGCAGAAAAGCGGCUGGAGGAGAUGCAGCAGGAGUUGCAGAUCCACGACCUUGAAGCCCGGAGCUCUGGGAAAGAGGGCGAGUGGCAGAUGCGCCUGGACUGCGCUCAAACCGAGAUCGGGUUCUCUCAGAGGGUCUCGCAGCUAGAGGAGAGGCUGGAGUCGGAGCGGAACGCCAAGCAAGAGCUGGAGGAGAAGCUCAGUGGGGCCCAGAAAGCCUAUGAGGGGGCCAAGCGGGGGGUGCUGCAGCUGAAGAGGAAGUGCAAGCAGCUGACCUGUGACCUGGAAGACACCCGAGUCCUGAUGGAGAGCCAGCAGAGCCGCAGCCACGAGCUGGAGAAGAAGCAGAAAAAGUUUGACUUGCAGCUGGCCCAGGCCCUGGGGGAGUCUGCUUUUGAGAAGAGCCUGCGUGAGAAAGUGGUGCUGGAGAACACGGGCCUGCAGUACGAGCUGGCCAAGCUGCGGCAGCACUUGGAGGAAAGAGAAUCUGAAAAGGCCAGCCUCAGCCAGCGGGUCACAGUCCUGGGCGCCCGUGUGCAGGAGCUCAGCGCCUCCAGCGGCCUGGACCCUGGUGCCGUGGGGGCUCUCCGGAAGAAGCUCUGGGACCUGGAGUCCAGUGCCGCCGAGCAGCAGCAGGAGCUGAGCAGCCAACUGCGCACCAUUGAGCAGCUGGAACAGCUGCACCUGAGACUGGAACUGGAAAUUGAGCGGAUGAAGCAGCUUCACCAGAAGGAGCUGGAGGACAAAGAGGAAGAGCUGGAGGACGUCCGGCAGUCCUGCCAGAAACGGCUCCGCCAGCUGGAGAUGCAGUGCGAGCAGGAGGGCGACGAGAAGCAGACGAUCCUCCGCGAGAAGCAGGACCUGGAAGGCCUCAUUGCCACCCUGUGUGACCAGAUCGGUCACCGGGACUUUGAUGUGGAGAAGAGGCUCCGGCGCGACCUGAAGAGGACCCACGCUCUGCUGGCUGACGUGCAGCUUCUCUUGUCCACUGCCGGGGGAGAUGCCGGUCCGCUGGGGAGCAAAGAGGAGCUGGAGAAGCUUCGUGGCCAGUGGGCAGAGAGUGAGGCCAGGUUUGCAGAGGCCCAGAAGUCACAUGAGAUGCUGACCCAGGAGCUGGAGAACCGCCAUGCGGAGCUGGAGGCCAUCAGUCGCAACAAGAAUUUGGUCGAUGAACAGUUGUACCAGCUGCAGCAUGAGCGAGCCGAUCUCCUGAAGCGCAUUGAGGAGGACCAGGAAGACCUGAACGAGCUGAUGGCCAAACACAAGGCCCUGAUUGCCCAGUCUUCCACAGACAUCACCCAGAUCCAGGAGUUACAGACACAGCUGGAUGAGGUGAAGAAGGAGAAGCACAGCCUGCAAGAGAAACUGCAGGCCGCUCAGACCCAGCUGGCCUACCUGGAGCAGUCGAUGGUGGAGCGGUCCAUCGUCAGUCGCCAGGAAGCCCUCAUCUGUGACCUGGAGAACAAGCUGGAAUUCCAGAGGGUUCAGAUCAAGCGCUUUGAGAUGCUGGUUCUUCGCCUUCGGGACAGCGUGAUCAAGGUGGGGGAGGAGAUGGAGAAAGCAAAGGAAGCUGAAGUGCGAGAAAAGGAGAAUGCCCACUACUACCAGCUGCGGAUGGAGGAGAUGAAGGCAGACCUGGCUGAGCUGGCGCAGAGGGAACUGGAAGCCAGUCGCAGGAGGGUGGAGCUGGAGAAGCAAGUGGGGGAGCUUUCUGCCGUGAGACAGACGCUGCAAGCAGACCUGGAGACUUCAAUCCGGCGCAUUGCAGACUUGCAGGCAGCUCUGGAGGAAGUGCAGUCAAGCGAUGAAAGUGACACGGAGAGUGUCCAGACUGCUCGAGAAUCACUCAGCUCAAGGCAAGAGACGGGGAGCCAGCUGAGUUUGGGGUCCAGUUGGAGCUUGAACCUGGAACCUGAAGGAAGCGUCCAGUCGUGGUCAGCUUCAACGUCUGGCUGGUCGGCUACUUCAGGCACGAGUCUGGCUGGAACCCUCUCAAGACAAGCUGUGGACAGGCGCAGUGCAGAGAGCCUGAGAAUCAUCAAAGACCAUGGCCGGAGUCCCCCAGCCUCGUCCUUGUCAAGUGUCAAAAGGUGGGAAUAUGGAAGGAACGGAAGGGAGGAGGAUUCGGGCCAAGUCAUGAGCCCUUCCCUUGGUGCUCAGAGAUGGGACUAUGGGAAGCUCGUGUCCCGAGAGGAGGCUGAGGUGCCCAAAGACGUAGGCUCUGCCUCUCCAUCCAUAGUAAGGAAGUGGUCCUCCCCAGCAGCAUCUGCAGAUGGAAAACUGCCAAGUCCUGCAUCCCCAUCAGUGAUCAGAAAGGUGUCUCCUUCAGCUGAUGGCAAAUUGUCACGCUCUUCAUCGGCACUUUCGGAAUACGUCGAAGAGCUGCGGCGACAGAGGCUGAAAGACAAAGAAGCGGGAGCCUUGGUACUGGAGGAGGAGGCGUCUUCUUUGCCCAUCUACCAAACGACCGGGGCCUCUUCCCUUCGAAGAUGCAGGACUUUGCAGGAAGACGAUUACCCUGCAAAGCCAGACCAACCUGGGGAGAGCGGUGGGGUGGGGCUGACGCGGUCCUCCAGCCUGCGAAGCAUCUCCUCUGAAGGGAAGCCACGCCCAGCCCCCUCGCCUAUUCUGAAGAGGGUCUCCAAGUUCGGCUCCUACGACUCCCUUGUCCAGAGCACAGGUGAGGCACACUCAGAACUCAGCUCACCUGCCCUGGGAGGAGACGCUUUCAGCACCUCAAGGCAGAAGCCAUGGAGGAGCAGUCUGGCAGCACCGUUGGAAGGAGCGAUGGGAGCGGAUCUGGGCCAGGAUCCUCUGGUGUUUCAGAGCAAGAGCUUUGGAGAUGCUGCAGGCAAAGGAAAGGAAAGUGACCCCUUCUCUUGGGAAAUACCAACUUUAAGUUAUGAAAGAAAGACAAAUGUUGAAUUCGACGACAUCCUCCCAGCCAUCCGGAAAGCCCAGUCGACCAGCAGCUUGUCCCGAGGCCCCAGGGAACGGAGGGAAGGGCACCGGCCCAUGAGUGUCCAUUUUGAAGACCAGAUCUCCACCAAGACCCCCUUAUCGCCAAGCCUGAGACCCAAAGAGGACCCCGGGCACCUCUCCGAUUCCUCUUCAUCUUCCAGCUCGGGCGUAUCUUUCAAAAGUGCUGACAGCAUCAAGAGUCGGCCAAGGAUCCAGAGGCUGGAAGGGGAAGGAUGUGUUGAGAAAGGAAACACCACGAGUGCCAAAGAUGGUGGGCGGUCUGAGGCAGAUGGGAAAGAUGACGACGUGAACAGCAUCAUGAUGAAAUACCUGGGGAAAGAAUAA
Molecule: messenger RNA, 7346 nt
Organism: Heteronotia binoei (common prickly gecko)
Lineage: Eukaryota; Metazoa; Chordata; Lepidosauria; Squamata; Gekkonidae
Gene: MYO18B
Product: myosin XVIIIB
Cellular component (GO): myosin complex
Molecular function (GO): cytoskeletal motor activity; protein binding; ATP binding
Source: RefSeq, a predicted model, not a curated record